Messenger RNA from Caenorhabditis remanei, 801 nucleotides. RefSeq lists its product as uncharacterized. The record is from RefSeq and is a predicted model, not a curated record. Lineage: Eukaryota; Metazoa; Nematoda; Chromadorea; Rhabditida; Rhabditidae. The transcript has 6 exons. Bases 1 to 801 code for a protein of 266 amino acids.
AUGCCGAAUCGUGUCAAAUAUUAUGAAAAACUGCGUGAAAAUCGUCGAUUGGCACGCGAACGAGCGAAGAAAGUGCAAGAAGAGCGGAAGAGAGCAAGAGAAGUGAAGGAGGAGAAGUGGACGACAAGAAAUGAAUUUGGAUUAGUUUCUGAGCAUAGACAGAUUCAGAGAAAGGCUUAUAUUGAGAAGAUUAGAAAAGAAAGUCAGGAGAUGCUGAAAAUGGCAAUAGAAAGACAAUGCAAUUAUUAUGCCGAGAUCCAUGAGCAAAUAUCUCCACCAAAAGAGAGAAGUGUAGAUCAAAUUGUGACGGAGAUUCAGGAAGAGUUGAAAGAGAUCUAUGAUAUAUUUGCCAGCGUGUUCGAUUUCGAUCCAAAGAUGCCGGAAGAUAUUGAAGUAAAGGAAGAUGACGAUCAGAUCUUUGCAAAAGAAAUUGCACAAUUAGAAAAAGAAUUUGAAGCGAAUACACUGAAAGCUGAAAAUAUCGAGAAAGAAAUCGCUCAAUCGAAAGUUCAAAUUGAAACUGAAAAUGUGAAAUUUGCGGCGAUCGAACAAGAAAAAGCAAUAGAGAUUAUCAAACUGGAGAAACAAAUAAAAAAUAUGGAGGCGAAAUUGGAUUUUAUAAAACAAGAUCCAGUUGAGGUGGAAGAGAUAGAGAAAUUGAGGAAACGAGUGGAAGAAGAGACGCAGAGAAAUGUCGAAUAUUCAGAAUCAUUGAAGUAUAUAAAGGAGAUGAUAAGAAUUAAAAAAGAGGAGAAAGAAGAGAAAAAGAAGCAGAAGUUGGAGGAGUUGGAGAGGAAAUGA